GGGCAGUUGAGCCAAAAAAAAAAAAAAAAAUUCAUACAAACAUAAAACUAGAAAAAAAGAAAAGAAAAACCAAUAAUCCCAACUCUUGGGGAAAGUCAUAAAAACUCGUAUUCUUGUGGCGUAGGUGUGACGCCAUGUUGUGAAAAGUGUCUGCCAUUUUUAUUUGCCCAAAAAUAAUAAACGUAAAGCAAAAAGGAAAAACUUCAAACAAGAAACUUUCUUCCAACAAAUUAUAUACAAACAUCAAUCACCAUUCGACCUUGAAUUGAGCUUAUAAAAAUGUUAAGCCAUUUUGUGGUUGCCUUUGCGGCUUUACACUGCAUUGUGGCCACAUCACAUCGUCCGGCAUAUUCUUUGCAGGCAGCUGUCGAUGAGUUGCAUCGUCGUGAGGCAGCAAAAUAUCCCUUAAACUCACCGCCCACACAUUUUGCCGGCGAACCAUUGGAUGACUGGAAUGAAGAUGGCGAUUUAUUUGGCACUAAGAUUAAGAAUCGGAAUCGCCAUCGAGUUAAUAAAGCACUGGCCAAGUACUUAGAACAAGAAAGCGACAAUGAGAACGGUCACUUUGAGCCAGAUCAUGGUCUUAAUCUGGAUGGCUAUGAGUUUCCUGGUGACUAUGACAAUGGCCCGCAUAAUCUAUUUGCCGAUGAGAAGAGGAAACGUUACUCAUCCUCAUCACUCUUUAGGGAACGUGACGAGGCGAAUGACAUUCCAUCAUCAGUUUUCCGCGAACGUGAGCAUCAGGCGCCAAGUUUCUCGCACAGCGAUCUAACCGAUCAAUUUUUGCGUGAAAUCGAAGAGGCUAGGGAGGAUCAGCCACAGGAGCAGGAUCAGGAUCAUAAGCAUCACUAUGGCAAUGCUAUUCGAGAAUGGUGGCAUCGUUUCAAGCAACACCAGCAGCAGCAGCAGCAACAACAGACAGCAGCUGCUGAUCAGGAUGAUGAUGCUGACGAUGAUGAUGAUGCCUUGGAGGCUGCCUCCAAUGCUGAUCUUUUCGAGCAAAAGAAACGGAUGCGUAUGCCUCCUUAUUAUCUCUUGAUGCAAAAGAAACGUUCAUAUCCCGUGCUACCCUGGUUGCCCUACAAUGCCGACAAAAAGAAACGUUUCCCAGUGGCCAAGCGUGCCAUUAGCAAGGAUCAGGAUAUUGUGCCUGCAAAAACCGAUGAGCGUGUGGUUGAGGAGUUAAGCGAACUCUUUGGCAAGCCUGCAGAAGCCGAAAUUCCAGCCUCGGCUGAGAAGAAGAAACGUUCGGCUGAGGAGUCGGGAAAGAGUUCUGGCACCACUAGCACCACCACAACCACCACCACUAAACCAGCUGACUCUGCUACAACCACUGCUUUGGGUGAUAUGCGUCUGGAGAUUAACUUUCAGCGAGUGAAUGUCACCUCAUCAUCGUCUCCACCCACCGGAGAACUCGUACAACAUGGCGGACAUGCUGGCCAUCAUGGUCAUGCGCCUGGAAUGGCUCAAACGGAAAAUCAUCAUCGUAAGCGUAGCGAACAUGUUCAUCAUUCCAAUGAAGAUUCCUCCGAACACGAUGCCGAUGAGCAUGAUGAAGAGGGUGAGGAAAGCUCCGAUGAGGGUGAUCACGAUGAAUUCGAUGACGAAGAGGGCGAAGGUGAUGCCAACGAUGAAGAUGAGCGACGCAAAAAGAAGAAACGCUCCACCAAACGUUCGCCCAGUGUGGGACAUCUAAUGCUCAGGGCCAAGAAGUCCAUCGAUUGGUCACAAUAUUUUGGUCUUGAUCGCAAAAAGAAGUCCUUGACUGAGGCUCAAGAAAAAAAACGUAGCGAAUCGGACAACGACAAUGAUUCCAAUUUGGAGAAACGUAAACGUGAUCUAGAUCCCGAGAAGUUGGAAAAUUUAGACAAAAAAUUGCAAUCCAUUGAGGAUUUCAUUAUCGAUGAGACCAUCAAGUACACUGGAGCCCAUGAGGGUGCCAUCAAUAGCAAAGAGGAAAUACGUAAGAUCAAGGAUCAUGUUCUUUCCCGCCUGGCCACAGCUUACAGUCUGGAGAAGAUGCGACGUGCCUUGGACAAACUGCGUCAAUCUGUAGAGGCCGAGAAUCAUUUGCAGCGUAACAUCAUUGACACUACAUCAUCGGAGGAAGAGAAUAAUGGCCUAGAGGAUCAUGGCAAACUAAAUUUGGCCUAUAUCAAACAUAAAGCCGAUGAAUUUGCCGAAUCCGAACAACCUAGAAUUGUGGAAUCAAAGAAGAAGCGUAGUGGCUAUUUACGUUAUCCAGAACAACCCAAUAAUAUGGAAGACGCCCUGGCUUUGGCUAGCAAUCCCUAUGAACCACUAAAUGAUGCCUAUUUGGGCAAUAAGAACUACAUAAUUGGCUCGAAUCAGUGUCCCAUAAUUGAGUCCAUGGCUGAACGUUGCCGCGGUGUAGAUCUAAUCUCCGGUGAUCUUAAUCAAGAGCUUUUGCCACUCUGUGGUGUCCAUCAGAUAUGCUAUCUAUGCGGUGCCUCGCAAGUGGCCUGCGAUUAUCAGUAUUUGGCCGAGGCUGACAGCCUGUGCGGCAAUAGCAAUGAUUGCCAAUCGGCAGCUCGUUCUGUGCUCAUGAUUUUGCGCAGUACUCCGGGUCCACAGAUCGGACCACGUGAGUGCCUGAAGAAUCCUUGUCUAUAUAGGGCCAUGCGUGAAAUUGGUCUCUAAAUCAAAAAAAGGAAAACCAUGCUGAAGAUUUUUUGAAGCUGAAGCAAAUCAAAAAAAAAAAAAACAUUUUAUUCAAAAUAAAAUAGAAAAUUUGGAAGCAUUUUCCCCCCAUCCCCAACCCCCCAAAAUGAAAACUUGCAACAUUUUUGGUUAAAUAUUGUUUUU
This is a messenger RNA of Drosophila willistoni, 2826 nucleotides long. RefSeq lists its product as uncharacterized. The transcript has 7 exons. The record is from RefSeq and is a predicted model, not a curated record. NCBI's taxonomy places the organism in Eukaryota, Metazoa, Arthropoda, Insecta, Diptera, Drosophilidae. Bases 280 to 2661 code for a protein of 793 amino acids.